CGUGUGUUUUUGGCCUAUUUUAUGCCGGGUUGUGCUAUUUUGUCAUGUUUCAGGUUCCAGGUGUAAAAGGGAAGGCUAAGCACGAGUUUCGGGGCAUUCAGAAGUCAUUUCGGUGAAACUGAGCCAAAACACGGGCACACCUAAUUCAUUACACGGCCGUGUUCUCCCAAAGCACGGACGUGUUCUCUCCAAAACACGGUCGUGUUCUGUGGCCGUGUUUUUACUGCCUAGAGCUAAUUCGAGUUUGGCAAACAUGAGCUGAUUACACGGGCUGAAAGCACGGCCGUGUUCUCCCAAAGCACGACCGUGUUCUCUCCAAAGCACGACCGUGUUUCUCCCAAUGAACUGGCCGUGUAAUUAAACCUAGCCAAAGCACGGGCGGGCUGAGGCAUUACACGGCCGUGCCCUCGACCGUGCUUUGGCCACUGAUGCCCUUUUUAAGCAGAUUUUCAGCCAAAAGGAACCAGAGGAGCUGGGUUUUAGAUCCCAAACACCCAAGGGACGAACCAAAGAGAGAGAGGGAGAUUUGAGGGCAUUCUUGGAGUGGAAUUGGAGGAUUUCUUUGCCUUGGAAGCUCGAGGAAGAAGCCCGGACUUGAAGACUGAUCAUUUGGAGAUUCUUACUGCAGUCUCUCUCUUCUCUAUGGAGUAACUUCCCUUCACUUAGGUUUUGAGGAACCCUAGCUAUGUUUGUUUGAUUGGAUGAUUGUAUGAGUACUCUGACUUGAUUAUCUUGAGUUCAUAUUCAAUCUAUGCAUGUUUUCAUGAUUCAAUUCUGCUUUAGUCGAGAUUAUUGAUUCUACUUUGAUCCUAUGAGAGGGAAUACCUGAUUAGGUCAAUAGAGCACCAUAGAUUGAUAGUAGUGGAUCGAUUGCUUUAGUCGAGGGUUGAUUCACUGCUUUGUAUCGAUUGAGAACCUCUUUCGAUAGAGGGAGUCUAGUUCAGAACGCCUUGAUCAGUUGUUCUAGAGAAGGAUACGUCCCUCUAGGCAAUUGACUCAAGAGGGCCUUGUUCCUUUAGUCGAGACUCAAGGUCUAGUCAAGGAUUCUCCGCAUUGUGAAUGAAAGUGAAACAAGUUAGAAAUCAUCAAUCGUUAGUCUGGCUAGUGGCUAGGGGGAAUCAUACCUAAGUGAGUUCCCAACCUGUAAUUAGAUUAACUUUAACUGUAGUUUGCUAGAGUAGUUUUAGUUCUUUCAUCUUGAUCUGGUUUGCUAAAUAAUAAACUGAAGCUGAGUAAUAGUAACUCUAGAGACCCGUGGAUUCGAUAUUUAUCACUUGAGCCACUAUACUGCAGUCCCUUCCAUUGGUUACGCUUGGCCAUUGUUAGGUGUUGUGUCAUAGCGAGUCAAGUUUUUCGCGCCGUUGCCGGGGACUUUCUAGAGUAUUAGGAAAAGCAGAAGUUUGUUACUUUAGCUUUUUUCUUUUCUUUUCUUUUCUUUUCCACCCUUGCUUUUCACUUGGGUGUUUUUGUUUUUGUUGGUGCAGAUCUGAAUCAUGGAUCCUCAUGGCUUCUCCAACAAUUGGGGGUAUCCACCACCAUCCGGGUGGUAUUACCCCGAGACUCCCUGGAGCAAUCAAGGAGGAGAAGACUAUGGAUUCGGGUUCCAGUACCAACCCCCUUACUACUGAGAACAACCGGACCCCUGGGCAUAUCAAGAACAACCUCAUUACCAAGAAGAAAUUCUCCCACAACCAGAAGGGCCAUCGGCGCUGGAGUUACCCAUGGCGGCGUUCACGGGCUAUUCUGCAGAGCCAUGCUACACUCCACAGCCAGAUCCAACCUACGAAUUGAGGCUUCUCAUGGAGAGAUCAUGCUCCAGGAUGGAUCAUUGUGUCCAGGCCUUUCAUGAAACAGAGGAGAUCCUCCUGAGCCUUAAGAAGAGUGUCGAUGAUCUUGAGCGAUCUUGGGAACAACCUGCUCCAGAUCACCCUUCUGCUACCAUACAAGAAGAGGAGGAGGAGGAAGAAGGCUACAAGGACAUUGUGGAGCACACUGAAGUUGUCACGGAGAGCUCCCGUGAUGAUCAUGAUCAGGAGUGUCAUGUCGUAGCCGACCACACCUUCCCACACCCCAAACUGAGCUUUGAAGAGGCGGGCAUGAGUGAGGAGAUGCAAGAAGAUCUCAUGAAAGAAAUUGCUUGGCAACUUGCUCUCCAAUCCGUGCUAGAAGAAGAAGAGCAAGAAAGGGUGCAGAAAGAAGUUGUGGAGGAUGACGAAAGUGAAGCUGGAGGAGUUCUUGAUCAUUUUCCAGGGGUGAUACCACAUGAAGAAGGAAGGGAGGUUGAAGAAGCAAUUGGCGUCCAGGAUGAGGACGAAGUUGAGGUGGAAGAGGCUUGCACCGGCCAUGAGUUGCAAGUGAUAUCCCCACCAAACUUUGAGGAACUGCUUAGCAAGGACCCAUUUGCAGUGUUUCUUUGCCGGACCAAAGCCACAUCGAAAUCGGUCCCUCUUGGUGGACGCGAUGGUGGCCAAUCGAUGCUGUCAUAUCUGGUUUGGGGCAAUGUGACGAGAGAAGAAAAGAAGAGGUCUCGAGGGUGGAGACUUCAUCUGCAUCAAGUACAUGAGUCUUCAUCACCUGUCACACCACAUGCUCGUGACUUGAGACUCCACCUCAUCGACGAGAACCUCAACUUCAAGGAGGUUCUAGCAUGGACCGAAACUUAGGAGCCAUCGUCUGGCUCACGACGUGAAAGAAGCGCUUGUUGGGAGGCAACCCAACCAGUCGGUUUGCAUUUCUUUCUCUAUUUCUCCUCGGUUGAGUCAGUUUUGUUAUUUGAUUUUAGAGUCAAUAACUCAACCUUUGUGAGAUUUUGUGUGGUGUUUGUGUUCUGAUUACUCUCUCUUUCUGGAAUGCACCGCUUGACCCGUUCAUCAUCAUUCACCCUUGAUCUGGUAACUUCGUUCUACCCUCCUUAUCUUUCCUCCAUUGAGGACAAUGUCGUGCUUAAGUGUGGGGGGAUGUUCGAUUAUUUAUGCGGGUGAAUGUUUGGCUGUUUGUGUGCUUGGAGCCUAGUCCACUGUCCAAAUUUUUAAAUUUGAGGGCUCCAAGUACGUGUUCCUUGCAAUUGCCUGCUCAGUAUGCUUUGAAUUGACAGUCUUUAUAGUAAUAUGCAACCUAGGGAGGUAGUGUAGCACUAUGGAGGAUGUUGAUGCAUUUAAGAAAUCUCAUUUCUUCUUCAUAUUGUGUUGGUUGAUUGAGUGAAUUAGUGAUCUUAGGACCCUUGAAUUGUGUGGUGUUGUGGAUUCUCUGCCUGUCAUGGACUCUUGUAUCAUGCUUUGAAAAUAACAGGUGCUCGAAAAUGUGCUUCAAAAUAACGUCUCCCGUGCGAAUAGGGCGAAAGUGUGUAAGGGGAGACGGGAAUCCGUUCCCAAUUUCCACCUACUACCUCCAGCCCCCUUAAAUGUCUUUCCCCCGCACGAGGCUUGAGACAUCCGCUCCUGGCAUGGCCGGUAAGAGCCGGUUGGGACCCUUGAAAAAAGAAAAAAAAAUAACAGAAAACAAGCAAAACAGAAAGAAAAGGGGUUCCAACCAUCUUCAAGAAGAAAAUAGAGCACCUUGAAAAAUGUGAGUCCAUGAUCCUUUGUUUUUGAGAAUCUCUUCAUCCACAAUUCAUUUGUCCUCUAUUCACUAUUUGCCAUGAUGCCGACUCGAUAAUAGUGCUCUCGCCGAAGAAGCUAUGAGAUGACUUGUGCGUCGGUUGACCUCGUAAGUUGCUAAAUGAUCUAGGAAGUCCUCUACCUACGAUCUGGGUUGUUUGUUGCUAUAGAGGUCUGGAGAGUUGCAUUGGUUUGAGUUAGGUUUGCUUGGGGACAAGCAAACGGUUAAGAGUGGGGGAGUUUGAUAACGAUGUAAUUGCACAUAUUUGCGCCCCUAGUUCUUAUCCGUUUGAGGGGCAUAGUCGUGUGUUUUUUGCCUAUUUUAUGCCGGGUUGUGCUAUUUUGUCAUGUUUCAGGUUCCAGGUGUAAAAGGGAAGGCUAAGCACGAGUUUCGGGGCAUUCAAAAGUCAUUUCGGUGAAACUGAGCCAAAACACGGGCACACCUAAUUCAUUACACGGCCGUGUUCUCCCAAAGCACGGCCGUGUUCUCUCCAAAACACGGCCGUGUUCUGUGGCCGUGCUUUUACUGCCGAGAGCUAAUUCAAGUUUGGCAAACAUGAGCUGAUUACACGGGCUGAAAGCACGGCCGUGUUCUCCCAAAGCACGGUCGUGUUCUCUCCAAAGCAAGACCGUGUUUCUCCCAAUGCACUGGCCGUGUAAUUAACCCUAGCCAAAGCACGGGCGGGCUGAGGCAUUACACGGUCGUGCCCUCGACCGUGCUUUGGCCACUGAUGCCCUUUUUAAGCAGAUUUUCAGCCAAAAGGAACCAGAGGAGCUGGGUUUUGGAUCCCAAACAUCCAAGGGACGAACCAAAGAGAGAGAGGGCGAUUUGAGGGCAUUCUUGGAGUGGAAUUGGAGGAUUUCUUUGCCUUGGAAGCUCGAGGAAAAAGCCCAGACUUGAAGACUGAUCAUCUGGAGAUUCUUACUGCAGUCUCUCUCUUCUCUAUGGAGUAACUUCCCUUCACUUAGGUUUUGAGGAACCCUAGCUAUGUUUGUUUGAUUGGAUGAUUGUAUGAGUACUCUGACUUGAUUAUCUUGAGUUCAUAUUCAAUCUAUGCAUGUUUUCAUGAUUCAAUUCUGCUUUAGUCGAGAUUAUUGAUUCUGCUUUGAUCCUAUGAGAGGGAAUACCUGAUUAGGUCAAUAGAGCACCAUAGAUUGAUAGUAGUGGAUCGAUUGCUUUAGUCGAGGGUUGAUUCACUGCUUUGUAUCGAUUGAGAACCUCUUUCGAUAGAGGGAGUCUAGUUCAGAACGCCUUGAUCAGUUGUUCUAGAGAAGGAUACGUCCCUAUAGGCAAUUGACUCAAGAGGGCCUUGUUCCUUUAGUCGAGACUCAAGGUCUAGUCAAGGAUUCUCCGCAUUGUGAAUGAAAGUGAAACAAGUUAGAAAUCAUCAAUCGUUAGUCUGGCUAGUGGCUAGGGGGAAUCAUACCUAAGUGAGUUCCCAACCUGUAAUUAGAUUAACUUUAACUGUAGUUUGCUAGAGUAGUUUUAGUUCUUUCAUCUUGAUCUGGUUUGCUAAAUAAUAAACUGAAGCUGAGUAAUAGUAACUCUAGAGACCCGUGGAUUCGAUAUUUAUCACUUGAGCCACUAUACUGUAGUCCCUUCCAUUGGUUACGCUUGGCCAUUGUUAGGUGUUGUGUCAUAGCGAGUCAAAGAUCGAAAUCCCAGUCUUGUAGUAUUAGACCAGACAUGGGGGUCCUACUCGAUCAAUCCUCAUUCAAUUUAACGGCGUGGCGCCUCAAAGGAGAAAUCCAUAGGGUCCUUGUCUCCCAUUAGUUCGGGUAAAUACUUCGACCCAAGGUGGGAUAACAAAAUACGAAAUCGACAUCUUUUAAGUUGGCGAGUAAUGAGGGAUACGUGACUAUAAAACCUAGGGGGAGCUUAUACCCGAUUGUUGGUUAUACUUGCCCAUCGAUUUUGAAGUUUUAGUUAGAGCCAACCGACAUCUAUUUUCAGAGAAUUGUAUAUUCAAAACGUUAAUAAAGCAUUAAUAUCUACCAAAUUUUUAGAUAAAUAUAUACAUCCAGAUCAAUAUACACAACACCUCUUUUUUUCAACUUCAAUGUAUACAUAAAAUAAUAUAUUUUAAUUGCCCAUUCAAACUAUUUGUCACCAAUUUUAUACAUAAAAUUAUCUAAACUUACUUUGUUUAUUAAAUUUUAUUUACAAAAUAAAAUAAUAAAAGUACAUGUAUUCUCCUACUGCCGCAACCCCUAAGUUUUCCCAAAUGGUAUCCUAGUUCUCCAUCCCACCGUUUUACUGUUUCUCAUCAUCAUCCUAUUUUAUCUAUUCAUUGACCGUCAAUUUUUUGUUCCCAUACACCAAAAGGGUAUUGUCUACAAAAUUUCAGGAUUCUAAUACAAAAUUUUCUUGUACCAAUCCAAACAAUUUCUAAAUCAGUGGCCACCUCAAUAAUCUCAUGGAAUCUAUCUCUUCCAAUCUAGUCAUAAGCUCUUAAUCCGGUUGAGUUCACAUCACAUGUAAAGAACCUAAAUUCUAUAGAGUCUUAGUCAAUCUCUGGUGAUUGGCGGAUAAUUAGUUUUUGAUUGGAGCCCUACAAAGAGCUUGUACUAUCAUCAAUUAUUCUUCAUCCAUACUCUCACCACCACAUGUAUGCCUCUCUCUAAGUGAAACAACUGCUCAUUGUCUUUCGAUCGCAUAUAUUAAUUGACGAAUGUUUUUCGAAUUCCUCCAAGUUCAUAUUUUUUGAUGUUGAUGUCUCUUUUCUAAACAUAAGAAAUAAAUAAAUAUUUGUGAAGACAAAGUACUCUUCCUACUUUCGUUCUCGUUGCAGAAUAUAUGAAAUGGGCAACAACUUUAUCAUUCCACUGUCAUAUGUUUUGUAUAUUUAGCUAGAUACAAUAAAUAUGUUUAGUGUACUUGGUUAUGCCUCUAUGUAUAUUUGAAAGUUCAUAGUUCAAAUCCCAACAUUUCUCUAUUUUUCUAUAGAUAAGAAAUAAUUGAUAUUGUGAAGAAAAAAACAUAAGUCCUACUUUCGCUCUCGCUAUAGGAAAUUUCGAAAUGAGACACCAAUUUUCUCAUUAGACUAUUAUAUAUUCUAUAGAGAUAAUGACAAAUAUAGCCAUAUUUAAGAGGUUUAUUGGACAAAUAUAGUUGUUUUUGUUAGUAAUGUAAUGUAAUGAAGUUAAAUGUGUCGUUAAAAAUUAACCGCAAGUUGAAGUGGACGCCUCUCCAACUACAAUUUUAUCUCCAAAUCGACAUUUCACACCACAUGUUGCCCACAUCAAAUUAGUAAAAAAAGUUUUAAUUUUAAUUUUUCCUAUUUUAUUUUUACUUCCUUCUGCUCCUUCUAAUGAAAAGACCUCCAUUUAUAUAUGUCAUCCUUCAUCUUCAUCAUCAGCGUCGCUUAAAUCAAAAUCCACAAAAUCUUAAAUCCAAUGAAACCAUUUUCUUAUUUAUCUGUUCUGAUUGCUCCACAAACAGGUCAUCUUAUCUUCUCAAUAAACACCAACCCCAUCUUCUUAUCGACACGUUCUUCUUCCCUUUGUUUCCAACCAAUCAAGCAAUCACUGAAGCUUUUCUUGUCAAACCAAUCAAAAUUCACCCAAUCAAAAUCACAUCGAAGCUUUUCUUUGGUUCCCCCAAUUGAGCUAGCGUAUGGAGAUUUCAAAUUCUAUAUAGGAAUUGAGAUUUAGAUUAGGUCGGUUCAGUACUAAUUCCUCGUUACUGACCUUGUCUCUCUCUCUUUCUCUCUUCCUUCAAUUAGCUCGAAGCUCUAUUGAGAUUCCCAAAUAUAAUCUCGUUAAAAAUAACAUGGUUUGCAAAUCUUAACCUCUAGAAGCAAACGACUUUGUUCUAUCGAAGUCUUGUAUAUCUAAAUAAAGAAAUUGAAUCAUGGUGAAGGGAUAAUAUAAUUUCAGAAAAUUUGAGUUGAAGGGUGCUCGUGAAUAAUUUAGCAAGAUGUUAAAAUGUAUUAAGAGUGCUCGUGCAACUUGCUUCAUGUUUUGUGUUUUGUCGGCAUCGAUUAAGUCGCCGUUUGGAGCAUGCUAUUCUAUCUACGUCAUUACCUUACCGGCAUAGCAUUUUCAUGUGUUAUAUUGUUCCAAUGUGAAACUAGAUGAGAACCGACAUAGAUUUGGAUUUUGAUUGACGAUGAGAGAUGGAGAAGUAGUGAAAAAGGGUAAAAAGGGGUUGGAAGAAGACGUCAUGUGACCAUUCAUUUGUCAUCUCUAUUUUUUUUAAAGCAAAAUAUAUUCUUUUUUCUCUCCCUUUUUUACUUAUGUUACUUAGAAUACAAAUGUUGAAAAUCGCAAGUUGUCAAGUUAACAAAAAAAUGUCCCAUCAGUAUAAUUCUUUAUAUUUGUCAUAAAAAUGACUAUAUUUGUCACAAAACUCCAUGUUUUAGUUACACAUAUGUAUUCUCUCUAAAUAAAUAUUUAAUAUUUAAUGUUCGAAACAAUGUUACUUCAGUUCUGAUAUCAGAAUUAAUGUCUUUCAGUGAGAUAUAGAUAACUUUCAGGUAAAAUAUAAAUACGAAAGCGUCAACACCAAAUAUGUUUCUAAAGUUUAAUCAAAGAAAUUACAAUUAAUCCAAUUUAGCCUAGUUGGUUGUAGUAUUUUCUUCAUUUAGGUGACUAAUAGUUCAAAUCUCAAUAAUAAAUUUUUUUAUAUAGAGAAAAUUGGGUAAAAGUAACUUUUGUAGAAUUACUUUCAUAUCACAAAAUUUGAAAGGAAGGUUGCUGUUUUCCAUCCCACUAAUAUUAGAGAUGUAGAUCAAUUUGAGAUAGUGAUGAAUUACACCCAUUUCUAGUAUAAAUAGAAAAAGAGUAAUUGCACCCACAAUCCAGUGAUCAUUGCCAUGGACUCUAUUAAUGUUCCUCGUGUACGAAGCUUGGAACCAAAGCAAUAACCACGAUCCAAUUCUCCAGUUCUAGAAAGAAAAAGAACCGAACUUUCCCAUUUUCCAACCCCCCCCCCCCCCCCCCCCCCCCCCCCCCCCCCCCCCCUCGUUUUGUCUUCUUCUUUUGGAAAAUGGUAACGGCAAUUAUGCUAACAUAAUAGCUUUUUAGCCGCCCCAACCGACUCAAAUCAGAAAAUCAUCAUAAGGAAAACAUAAAGAAGAUUACAGAGCUACAAAGUGGGUUGGUGAAAAGUUGUCAUGAUGCAACUCAGAGCACUCCUCAACUCGACUCUUUCCGGCCAACAGUCCAUUUCCAUUUUAUCUUCCCAAUUCAGGAUUUCUGUUUAAGAGCGGCGCCAACCACAAUUGAUAGGACUUAGUUCGUUCAUGUCCAAGUACGAGAAGACCCACAAGCUUCGUUGGAUCUCGAUAAAUAAAACAAAUGGUUUAGAAAUCGAAAUUUAUUGUUCAGCCGGAUCGAAAAUAUCGGAUAUCAAAAUUCAAAUAGUAAGGGAGUUUAAAUUAUGAAAUAUGGAUCACGAACUACAAGUUUAUUACAAAAUAUCAUACAAUUGAAUUUUCUGAUAUAGCCAUUGGCAGGGCUGUCUCUUGGAGUGUGUUGGGAGGCCCUACCCUACCGCACAUGACCUUCAAAUUAUAGGGGCCUCCUGAGUCCCGAGUCUCUAUCAUGUAUAUAGCUAAUUAUAAUUAGAGUAAAUACAAGUUACUAAUCAGAUCUUUCAAUUUUUUUCUUUUGAAAUAUAUAUAUAAUAUAUAUAAUUAGACAAAUGCUUUGUAAAGCAUAAAAAUAAUAGUCAUUUGUCUAUUUUCGUCAAUAAUUUUGUAACUCUUUUUUAAUUAAAAUACUAAAUUUUUAAAUUUUUGACGGCCACGUGUUGUUAAAUAAGCGUUACUAACAAAAUUUCUAACUGGGUUUGGCUAAUAUUUUGUAUUUCGAAAGUUUGACAAAUAAUUUGAAAACAAAUUAACUACAUUAGGGGAAAACUUUUGUUUUGAUUUUUUUAUUCGAUCACCUAUUCAUGUGAGUCCGUUUAAUUUCUUAAAAUUCCACUUUGCUAUGGUGACUUGCAAGUCACCGUAACUUGGACAAAAUGGUCGACCUGUUCACUAAUGAGGCCGACCUAUUUGGACAAAACGGUCGACCUGUUCACUGAUGAGGUCGACCUAUUUGGACAAAACAGUCGACCUGUUCACUGAUGAGGUCGGCCUAUUUGGACAAAACAGUCGACCUCUUCACUGAUAUGAUCGACAUAUUUGGACAAAAUGGUCGACCUCACUAUUGAAAUGGUCAACCAGAUAUACUAUUUUUCAUUUGAUGUGUUCAACAAACGACCAUUUUUUUUUUAUAUAGUGACUUUUAGUGGAAGAAAAUAGUGGUGGAGAAGUGACCAAUUGGCUAGAUAACAACAACGUGAGAAGUGACCUAGGGUAUCGAAACCCGUGGAAUACGUCCUUGGCUGCCACUAUAUUAGCAAUGCCAUUUCGUACAUUAAUUGGCACGGAAUGGGGUAGUUAGUUAGGUUGUGAAAACAAUUGACAUGACUCUCACGGGUUUUAACCAAUAGCACUAAAACUUUGAAUAAAAGUAAAGAUAUAUGUGAGGCCAUUUUUUAAGCGAGGUAAGAAAUAUUUGGAAGUGGAGAAGAUAAAAGGAUUAAUAUGAACACAUUUGGAAUAAUCACUAAAAAUGGAAUAUACGGUUAAUAGAUAAAAUGAUUGUUAUAAUUUCCAUUUGAAUUUUUUUUUUUUAUGAAUUAGGUGCUUUCCAUUUCAUCAAAAGAAAAGGGGUGCUGGGAACAACCUUCCCAGCUAGGUUCACCCAUUCAACUGGGCAUACAGCACAAAACCUCAAAGAAAACCAAAACUGUUACCUAUUUCUCCUUAGAAUAAAGCUAGCUAAUCAGCAAGAAUUGUCAUCACCUGAGAUCCAGAAUUUUGCAGCUUCUACCUCCUGCAACAACACCAAUACUUCACUUCGGAUUACCUUCCUCAAACCCUCAAAACAUCGACUCUUCCCUUCAUAUAGCUAACUAGCACUUUGCCCGGCCGGUUGGCCGGGUGUGUUUAUUGCAUUUAUGGUCCGCUUUGGUGUCCUUUUAGCCCGUUUGUUUGUAGUAAAUAGUUGUGAAUUCGCUUUUUCUUUUCACAAUAUUGUAUUUUCAGUGAUGUUAGUGGCAACUGGCAACCUUAAUUUGUGGUUGAAACGUUGAUGUCAUAAGAUCCAUUUUUCCUAUUCCUCUUUAUUCACCCAGCCUUCUGGAGGUUUUUCCCAUAUAUUAUUCCACUCUGAUCUUUCCUCCUUCUCCAAAGUGUGAUGCGAUUUAAACUCUUCUCAGUAGGUGAAAGCUUGACUCGGAAGACCCACUGAAUCGUCCCGACCCGUCCCGUCCAAAGUGUGAUGCGAUUUAAACUCUUCUCAGUAGGUGAAAGCUUGACCCGGAAGACCCACUGACCCGUCCCGUCCAAAGUGUGAUGCGAUUUAAACUCUUCUCAGUAGGUGAAAGCUUGACCCGGAAGACCCACUGACCCGUCCCGACCCGUCCCUAAGGAUCGGGACGGGUCAGUUUGUCUACGGGGACAGAUUAGGGACGGGUCACUUGUUGACCCUGUAAGGGUCAAGACGGGUAGGGACAACUUAGGGACGGGUCAGGUUUUGACCCUGUGACCCUUAACAACAACAAAUAUCUCACACCGCAUUGGACCUUUUUGUAAAGUUUUAAAAGUUUAGGUACUAAUUUGUAAAAAUAAAAAAAUUUGGGUACUAAAACGUAAUUUUACCUCCAAAAUUUAUGGACUUAUUUGUAAAAAAAUAAAUUUUAGGUACUAAAUUGCAAGGAAAAAUAAUUUUGGCUACCAAAACGUAAUUUGUAAAAAAGUUGUGUGUUGAUUAGGGUCGACCGACUGACCCGGCCAGUCCGGGCCCGUCCCUUGAGGGUCAAACAAGGUCAAGAAGGAAACAGGGACGGGACGGGUCAGUUAUACAUCUUGACCCUUCAGGGAUGGGCCAGACAGGGUCAGGGACGGGACAGAGACGGGACAGACAAAUUUUCAGCCCUACUUAGUAGUUUAGGGCACGACCAAUGAUUUCCCAUUUCUCCGCUUGUUUCUUAUUGAACAUCUGAUUAUUUCGUUCAUUCCAGAUCGACCACAAAAUGAUGCUUAGUUUCUCUAGCAUUUCAUCCUCCGUUUGAUCCAUUACUGCACAUAGCCAGCUCCUAGAUGAUAUGUUAGGUUCUAGCUCAAAUAAUGGUAUGAACAUGGACGAUCUCCAAAUGCGAAUUGCCCACUGACAUUCCUUCAAUAUAUGAUUAUGGGUUUCCUCUAGAUUGCAGAAAGGGCAUUACACUGCCGCGUCUUUCUUUCUCAGCUCGAUGUUCUUUCCUGUUGGAAGAAUUUCAUGAGCUAGUCUCCUUAGGAAUAUUUUGACCUUUGGCCACCUAUUGAGUUUUUAAACAAUGCUAUCAUGAACUUUUUCCCACCUAUAGGAGUGCAAUUGUUCCACCUCAUCGCAGCAUCGCUGAGUGAGCUCCUUGUAGCUUGUAAGCAACCCUUGGGUGAUAAUUUUUUCUUUCUUGCUGCUUUGUUUAUUUUUGUUAUCAAUAAUGUUGAAUUGUUGGAUGAGCUUCAAUAAUAAAUCAUAUACACUUCA
Messenger RNA from Linum trigynum, 12125 nucleotides. The record is from the annotation of a GenBank genome assembly. Lineage: Eukaryota; Viridiplantae; Streptophyta; Magnoliopsida; Malpighiales; Linaceae.